CUGGAUGGUGGGCAUUGUGGCAUGGGGUUCGGAGUCGAGUUCCGAAUAACCUCUUUGAGAGAAGGUCUCGUCUCAUGCACUUCCGUCUUGAGAUAGCUUCAAGACCUUUUUCUUUCUUCCUCGGCGCACCCGGCGCAUGAACCGAGCUACGUCAAAGGUGGCCUCAACCCUCGACCCUCAAGCUCAAGGUCCAGUUUAUCUUAUUCUUCGCCCUGUCGGUCCAGUCACUUUCCCCCUUUCUUCCAUCGUCCUGCCCCUCCAUCCUCCGUCGCAACACUGAUUCCCUCGUCCAUCUCCUCCCAUUUUCUCCAAGCAGCCAAAGCUGAUCCAUCGAGGGCUUGGUGAUCUCUCCUCUUUGGUGAACCUAAACCUUUGGUUGUUUCCUUUUUCUCGCUGAUCUCUCAACUCCCUCCUCUCACCCAAGUCGCAUCGCAACUAUGAGGUCAACCCUCGUCGGUGCGCUGUUCGCGCUGGCUACCGUGGCCGCCAGCCAGGAAGCCGCCCAGGAGGUCUUGGAACACUACAGCCUCGAAGGCUACAAGUGCGACCACUCCGGUUACGAGAUUUCGCUUCUGUCGGCAGACCCCGUCGUCAUCUACAUUGAGAACUUUCUCACCCCGUUUGAGCGCCAGCAUAUGAUGAGAGUAACCAACGGCACCUUCUACCGCUCCAACGUAGCAGGCGCAGAAGGCGACGUCGUCUCCAACGUCCGCACCUCCUCCUCCACCACCGCCCCCUCCGACGAGGUGGCCCGCUGCAUCUCCGAGCGCGCCCGCCACUUCCAGGGCCUCGACAUGCCCUCCACCAACAUCGAGCCCAUCCAGCUGGUCCGCUACAACCCGGGCGAGCAGUACCAGUUCCACGUCGACUGGUUCAACAAGGAGGCCACCAAGCCCGGCGGCCACGCCGACGUCGGCCGCGGCGGCAACCGCGUCUCCAGCUUCUUCGCCUACGUCUCCGUCAGCGACGACAUUGUCGGCGGCGGCACCGCCUUCCCCAAGCUCAAGCCCCCUCCAGGCAACGGCUGGUGCAAGUUCAUCGAGUGCGACAACGACUACGACAGUGGCGUCACUUUCCGCGCCGUGGAGGGCAAUGCUGUCUACUGGUCGAACCUGAGGCAGGAUCCCGCUGGGAUGAGGGUGGGUGAUGUGAGGGUUCUGCAUGCUGGCUUGCCUGUCAUCAAGGGACAGAAGGUUGGCAUGAACAUUUGGACCAAGGAGGCCACCUUCAACUAAGCGGGCGUGGGCGUCUGUAUGUGCAUGACGAUAUGCGUAACGGUAGUAGUGUCAAUUGCAUGGUUAGCAGAAGGGGUCUGGUGGCUUGGAUGUUUGAGUUCCAAGCUGAGGACGCGAGGUCUUGUGUCUUGUUGAUGAUAAUCGCUACCAUGAAGCCGAGGUCCGGCGUCUUGUCUUUUGGGAGUUUGAUGUGCCAGGGUUUUUUUCUUCUUUCCUCAAAAUAUGAUGCGUCUACAUGUCAGAAUGCUUCGCUUUCGUGCCUUUCUUAGGUCGUUCAUGUUCGCUGUCCACAUUUCGUUGCGAAAGAAAUGAGAGUGAGAGGCAAUGAGAAGCUGAGGAGCCGAGGCUCAUCCAUCACCCAGCUUCACUCCCCCC
Sodiomyces alkalinus F11 is the source of this 1610-nucleotide messenger RNA. Its product is annotated as oxidoreductase. Bases 438 to 1235 code for a protein of 265 amino acids. Lineage: Eukaryota; Fungi; Ascomycota; Sordariomycetes; Glomerellales; Plectosphaerellaceae. Gene Ontology annotation, cellular component: endoplasmic reticulum. Gene Ontology annotation, molecular function: L-ascorbic acid binding; procollagen-proline 4-dioxygenase activity; iron ion binding. Gene Ontology annotation, biological process: peptidyl-proline hydroxylation to 4-hydroxy-L-proline. The transcript is spliced from 2 exons. The record is from RefSeq and is a predicted model, not a curated record.